Molecule: messenger RNA, 2120 nt
Organism: Lycium barbarum (goji berry)
Lineage: Eukaryota; Viridiplantae; Streptophyta; Magnoliopsida; Solanales; Solanaceae
Product: protein trichome birefringence-like 33
Exons: 6
Coding region: 285-1541 (418 amino acids)
Cellular component (GO): Golgi apparatus
Molecular function (GO): O-acetyltransferase activity
Source: RefSeq, a predicted model, not a curated record
AUUCAACGAACAUAAAGCUAACAUACUACCCAUAUGGGAUUACGAAUUAUUGAUAUUGUUCGCACCAAUUGUUAAUUAAUGGCCUAAUUUGGAAAGUAGAUGAUCUAGCUUAAAGACAAUGAAUCUAAUUCAACUCUCCUUUAGAGGCCAACAUAAAGCUAAGAAAAAAAAAAAUACAAAUGACACUUGAUUUUUUAACCUCAAACUUGUACUUCUUGUAUCGAGGCAUAUUGCAUGGUGCCAAAAACAUAAAAAAAAAAUAAUAAAAAAAAAAUCUUCAAUAGAUGGAAUUGCCUCCUCCUUUACCUAUCUUUAGAAAAGCUCGUUUUUAUAAUUUUCUCUUCAUAUUACUAAGUUUGGUUGUAUUUUUGAUCACUUAUUCAUCCUAUCUCCUUCCAUCUUCUCCAUCAGUCACAUCGUUGGCCAACUUUAUUUGGCCAAAUCCAAAAUCUGCAAAGAAGAACAAAGAGAAGUUACCAUUUGCCAUAGGAGAGACAAAAGAAGGAUGCAAUCUGUUCAAUGGGAGAUGGGUUUGGGAUGAGAAAAGGCCUUUGUAUGAAGAAUCAGAGUGUCCUUACAUACAGCCACAAUUGACUUGUCAACAACAUGGAAGGCCAGAUAAAGAUUAUCAACAUUGGAGAUGGCAACCUCAUGGUUGUUCUCUUCCGAGUUUCAAUGCGACACUAAUGCUGGAAACUCUUCGAGGGAAGAAGAUGUUAUUCGUGGGCGAUUCCUUGAACAGAGGACAAUUUGUUUCUAUGGUUUGUCUUGUCCAUAGAAUCAUUCCUGAGGAAGCUAAAUCCAUGAAAACUGUUGGUAGUUUCGACGCUUUCACCAUUAAGGAUUACAAUGCAACAAUUGAGUUCUACUGGGCACCAUUUUUGCUGGAAUCAAAUUCUGAUAAUCCAGCCAAACAUAGGAUCGAAGAAAGAGCUGUUCGAAAAGGUUCAAUAAACACACAUGGAAAAAAUUGGAUAGGAGCUGACAUAAUCGUUUUCAAUACUUACCUUUGGUGGAGGAGUGGCACCCGUUUUAAUAUUGUGCAAGGGUCAUUUGAUGAUGAAGUGAAAGAUAUAGUGGAGGUAUCUACAGAGGAAGCAUAUGGCAUGGCAAUGAAGAGUAUGUUAGGAUGGAUUAAAAAGAAUAUGGAUCCAAAGAAAACCAGAGUUUUCUUCACUAGCAUGUCACCUUCGCAUGAAAAGAGCUUAGAAUGGGGAGGUGAACCAGACAAGAAUUGUUACAAUGAAACAAAAGUGAUAGAGGAUCCAAAUUACUGGGGAUCAGGUAGUAGGAAAAGCAUAAUGCAAGUGAUUGGAGAAGAAUUUGGCAAAUCAAAAGUGCCAAUCUCAUUGCUCAACAUUACACAGCUCUCAAGUUAUAGAAAAGAUGCACAUACAACAAUUUACAAGAAGCAAUGGCAUAAAUUAACCCCACAACAACUAGCAAAUCCAUUCAGCUAUGCUGAUUGUGUUCAUUGGUGCUUGCCUGGCCUUCAAGAUACUUGGAAUGAGCUUUUAUUCACAAAACUUUUUUAUCCUUGACAUUUUUAUAUAUGGAUAAUUAAAGAUUUAAGUAUCAUAUUAUAUAUUUUUUCCAAUUGUUAUCUUCGAUUGUCGGAUAGAGUAAGAAAAUAACUAAAGAGACACAAGAAGGCUUAUCGUAUUAUAUAUUUUUGUUAAUUAUCUUUUUCGAUAGUCGGAUAGAAAAUAUAAAUGUAUGUAUCCUUUUAUUCUUUUGGAUAGUAGUUUUGAAAAUUGUCGAACAGGAAAUAUUUUGUGUCGUUCUGCUUUUGGCCAAAAAUGAGACAAGAAACCGUGUCCAAUUAUUUAUUUAUCUCUUAAUGGAAUUGAGGGUCAAUUGUAUUGGUUUUGCAGUCUUUUACAAAUUCAUUUUUAGUGUUAUGUCUUUUUUUUUUUUUUACUAGAGAUCAUCACUUUAUACAUAAAAGAUUUGAAAAUAACACAGAAGAGAUUUAGAAGCAUUAUUUUCUUCUAAUCAAAUUGUAAGUCGUCAUAGAAGAUCAUUUCCUCUCUAAUCAUAUAAUGCUUCAUACGCAUAUAACUAUACUGUUGUUUUACGUAUUAUUUACAAAAAUCAGAACAUAAACAUCACAUCUGACC